Molecule: messenger RNA, 1110 nt
Organism: Misgurnus anguillicaudatus (oriental weatherfish)
Lineage: Eukaryota; Metazoa; Chordata; Actinopteri; Cypriniformes; Cobitidae
Product: adenine nucleotide translocase lysine N-methyltransferase
Biological process (GO): regulation of mitochondrial ATP synthesis coupled proton transport; positive regulation of proton-transporting ATP synthase activity, rotational mechanism; peptidyl-lysine trimethylation
Cellular component (GO): mitochondrion
Molecular function (GO): protein-lysine N-methyltransferase activity
Source: RefSeq, a predicted model, not a curated record
AAUGAAAAUUAAAUCUUUUUUUAUCUUUUUUUAUAAAGCUAACGUGUGGGGCCUUUAUUUUGAAAGGUCUCAGCCGGACGUGACGUUGCAGUAAUCGCUCUACUGUAAAUGUUUACGUCGCUUACAGUGAAGCAAUGGAAGAUGACAUACAAGAGGAGAUUCUUUCACAGUUCAAAGAAAAGCGACUUGGCGGCUGGCAAAUCUUACAGAUUGCGGCGGGUACAGGUUUGGCCGCAUAUGCCGUCUGGGCAGGAAUUUUAAUGCCAGGCUUCCGCAGAGUGCCAUUAAAAUUACAAGUACCCUAUAUGCCAGCUAGCAGAUCUCAAGUAUGUAACGUUAUGACUUUGCUGAAAGGCAGAUCUGGAGCCAUAGCUGACCUGGGUUCAGGUGAUGGCAGAAUUGUAUUAGAAGCGUGCCGUCAGGGCUUCUCUCCAGCAGUCGGCUAUGAACUCAACCCCUGGCUUGCUCGACUUGCAUGUUUUCAUGCAUGGAGAGCUGGAUUUCAUAGAAGUGUUUCAUAUCGACGAGAAGACCUGUGGAAGGUUGAUCUUUCAACUUUUAAGAAUAUUACAGUUUUUUUGGCCCCUAGUGUGCUAAGUCUUUUGCAAAAGAAGUUGCUGGCUGAACUUCCUGAAGAUGCCUUGAUUGUAGCCGGACGUUUCCCGUUCCCUGAUUGGACGGCGUGUAGGAUAGAGGGUGAGGGUGCAGACAGAGCGUGGGCCUAUCACAUACAAGAAUUGAGACAACACUACCAACCAAAGAGCGAAAUAGUGUCUGACCAAACCAACUAAUUAUUUUAAAACCAGCUUGAUUUUAUUAUGGUUUUACAUUAUUUAUUAAUUGUUUGCACAAGAUGUUUUUUAAAAUAUUUAACUUGCACAACUAAUACAUAAAUAUUUUCUAUGUAGGUUUUAUUUACUUUUUCUCAGUUACACAACACUGAACUUGACAAAAACAAAGCUGCUGUCUGUGUGAGUUCCUUAAAGUGUUUUAACCCAUCGGUAACUUCCUGUUUCUUAAUGUGACCUAGAUAAUGUUCAGUGCAAUCUUCAAGUUUUAGGUAUUUAUCAUUUGUAGAGAAAUUAAAUAAAUCUUAUUUAUUGGAAGUCA